UUAUUAUUAUUCAUAAUAACCCUCACAUCUACUUUGUCAAAUGUUUUUUUGUAGAAAUAUUGCUGUGUAUUUGUUGUCUUGUUAAUUCUUUCCAAGUUUAACCACCAAAAACUUUUUUAAAAACAUGUAUCCAGAUUCUGUGAAUGUAAAACUCUAGAGAAGGUUUGGUUCGGAGUUGGCGGCGAGAGCAUUGCCAGUCCCUGCGACACGACAACAAGCAUAGAGAAAAUAAAGAUAAUUCGUUCAGCCUCGCACUGAUCUGGAGGUAAAAAUAUCCACAAUGCACCAAGGCCAAAAAACUGUGCAGUCACAUGAAUGUCUGAAUUUGAUGAUUGGAAAUGAUCACGCUGAGUAGAUGUUUCGACUAUAAGAUAAUUGGAUUUAUUCUUAGUAUGGUCAACAGGUUUUGUUUGACUUAGUUAUUACUCCAACAUAUUCAAUUCACAUUUUGAGCGGGAGAGGACCUCGUGUUUUCACUGACACUGAUUAUUUUCAUGCUCUUCUUUCUGUGGCUAUAACCGUGUCUUAUUCUCUUUGACAUACACACUGGCCACAGGACAAUAACGUCCUCCGACAGGCUGGUAAGGUCAACCGAUGGGCUUUGUGAUAGCUUCACUACAGGGGAUUGUCCUGGAGAUGGGCAUGAACCUUCCCUUCUUUACCCAACUGACACCCAGAUACUAUAACCGAAGAACGUGUGUGUCUAUCUCACUGCGGAUUUGUUCAGGUGAGUGUGUGUGUGAGUGUGUGUGUGCACACGCGUUUGGUAGUGCAACCAUGUUACCUGCAGAGAAGGAAGAUCAAAAACAGGUUGGAUGGUGCAAAGAAUAAAUGUUAUGAUCAUAGAAGCGUAUGAGCAUCACGAUGCUUUCUGCUGCUCUGCUGUCCAAAUGUGUGUGUGUGUGUGUGUGUGUGUGUGUAAGUGAGAGUGUGCAGAGAGAAAACUAUGGGUACAAAUAUUCUUUUAGACAUUUUUCUAACAGGCAUUUGGGAGGAGACACGCAUCUUCCAUAAAAAAAUCAAAUGGAUAGUUUGAGAGAAAGAAAUACAUUUUAAAAGCUUUAAAAGAACGCAGCGCCUCACCUCCUUUAUGAGGUAAAAUACAUCAUAUCACAGGACGCUGUCUGAUGCGUUGUUGAAACAGUUACAUGAGCACUCCAUGUGAAUUGGGUUGUGUGACAGCAGCACGCAAUGAAAUGCUUCUCCCACCUGCUGGUGAACCAUGAGUUUGAAUUAUUUACUUUGCAAAAAGUACAAAUAAUAUAAGCGAUUGAACAAAUCCACCUGCUUCUGCGUUCCUGUGCACGGAAAGCUCAGUCAAAUAUCUCAAAAAAGAGAAUAACUUUGAGGUUGCAUUAGAAUUCGUACGUAGCAUGCUUGAGCCUUCAGUUCAAGCAAUUUACCAGAAAUUUUAAUGCCAACUUAAUGCUGAAAGCAUCGUGACGGGCUUAAAAUGUCCACAUUACACAUUUCUGUCUUUCUCUUAUAGAAUGUGGCAACGGAAGUUAUGUUGUGGCAAAACAAGUGUCAACUUGACCUUUAUUUCAACACACAUUAUUCAUGUCAAGGAGAACAUUCUCUGAGUGAUGUCCAUGCACUUUAAUUGCUUAGCUCCAUGUUCAUGUACCCUGCGGUGUAAAAGACUAGACACGACCUUCCUCAUUCCAGCAUUCUGAACCAUUUCUCAUGGAAAUUGUCUGCCCACUAUUGAUUUAGCACAUAAAAAAAGGAAAUAAAAUAAUAGAGCUACGAAUGUUUUCUCUUGGUAGGUGUCCCAGUGGCCCCUUGUUUUCCAGCCCUGCUGGUAUUCGACCAAUUUCCAGAUGGCUGAUUCUUCACUAUAAUGGAAUGUGGCAGCGAGCACGACUCGCGCUCUUGAUGAGUGUACGGGGGGCACGGCAGUGGCACAGACAAAAGAAACAAAGCACUGCCACUCACAGAUAAAGGUUCUUCUUGUUCGUAUUUGUCUGCAAUAAACAAUAAGAAUUCCCUCGUGUCUCUUAGGUGAGGUGGUAGUAAAGGGACAGAGCAUAUUAAAGGCAUACUGGGCAAAGACAAUUCGUUUUGAUUUCUGUUCUGUGCUUUGUGGUAAAAACAAAAUGCCAAAAUAAUAUUCUAGUUAAAAACAAAACUGAUAAUUGCUUUUGCAAUCUAACAAUGGUUAAAUAAUUUUGAAAAAUUCUACUACAGUUUACAGUCCUACCUUUGUUUAUGUUGGAGAUGCAGCAAUCUUCGGAAUACGUCUCAGUAGGGGGGAGACGUCCUUUGGACUGGAAUGGAAUGACCGUGUUCGCAUCACUGAACAGAUGCUCAUCAUUGGCAGUGGUGAUUGAUUGAUUGAUUGAUUUAUUAUUUAGGAGUCCUAGAGAAGAACCAUGGGUAUGUGGAGCAUUUUAUAUAUUUUUUUACCUAAUGCCGAGAAAGGGAGUGAGAAAAGGGACAUUAGGUUGAUUGCAAUCAGCAACCUCACCAAGAUGCUACUGAAUCUUGCGCCCCCUUUAAAUCACCGUUGGCUGGAGUUUGUAACUGUAAACAUAUCCUAAUGUUUAUUAUGAUCAUGUUAUCCUAGAAAUUAUUAACAUAAAAAAUUAAAUGAGCACAAAUGUACUAGACCAGCAGAAAAAGUGAGGCAUGAAAAGGUACACAACAGAAUUUAAAAUGGUUAAGAAAAUUUCCAAAUCCCAAUUGUGUCCAUUGAGAACUGUUCCACUACGUAAUAAAACUCCCAUCAGAACCCCAAUUCUCUAAUGAAGCAGAUGGAUGGAUGAAUCUCCCCCCCCCCCCUCUCUCUCUAGUGGCACGACGCGCAAAGAAAGUUGAAGGACGAAGGAGAAGCUGAGCUGCUGCUGAGAAAACAUGCUCAGCACCACGGACAGCGAUCAAUUGGGAACUCGUGACACAAGCAACCUGUCGAUAUCGGAGAAACUUGAGAGAAUCAGAAGGCGCAACUGAAAAGGAGGAAUUUGAAUCGGAAUGGAAUAAACCAGCAUGGCAGAGGUAAAGUUUCUCUUGUAAAUCACUGAAAACAGCAGUGGGGGAGAAUCUGCAUCUGGAACCACACAAUGGAUCCCCUGGAACUCAACUCAUCCUCUGCAGCCACUCCCUUGUCCUUCCUCUUUUCCCUCCCCCUCCUCUUCAACAUCUCCUCCAACCUGUCAACCCAAAGCCUCCCCUUUCAGGGCAGCAGCACCCUGAUGACGGCAGUCGUCUCCCUCUCCGUCUUCGUGGUGGGUCUGACUGGCAACACUCUGGCCAUCUACGUGGUGCUGCGCCACGCCAAAAUGAAGACAGUCACCAACAUCUACAUCCUAAACCUGGCCGUGGCCGAUGAGCUCUACAUCAUCGGGCUCCCCUUCCUCACCACGCAGAACGUGCUCUCCUAUUGGCCGUUUGGCUCCUUCCUUUGCCGGGUUGUCAUGACAGCAGACUCUAUGAACCAGUUCACGUCUAUUUUCUGCCUGACCAUCAUGUCGAUCGAUCGUUACUUGGCUGUGGUUCAUCCAAUCAGCAGCACCAAGUGGAGACACCCCCGAGUGGCCAAGGUGGUGAGCGCUGCCGUGUGGGUCGUGUCAUUCGUGGUGGUUCUGCCUGUGGUCAUCUUCUCUGACGUUCAGGACACGUUUAAUUCCUGCAACAUGAACUGGCCAGAGCCAAAGCACGUGUGGUCGACGGCCUUCAUUCUCUACACUGCCACGGUGGGCUUCUUCGGGCCGCUGCUCAUCAUUUGCCUCUGCUACCUGCUUAUUGUUAUCAAGAUUAAGUCCUCGGGGGCGCGUGCAGGCUUCACCAAGCGCCGGCGGUCAGAGCGCAAGGUGACGAGGAUGGUGGUGGUCAUCGUGGUGGUGUUUGUGCUCUGCUGGCUGCCCUUCUUCAUCAUCAACAUCGUCAACCUGGUGGUCAUCAUCCCGGAGUCCAGUGUCACUGCCGGAAUCUACUUCUUCGCCGUCAUCCUGUCGUACGCCAACUCCUGUGCCAACCCGGUGCUCUACGGCUUCCUGUCGGACAACUUCAGACAGAGCUUCAGAAAAGUGCUGUGUGUGAGGAGUGUGAGGUGCAAGACCAACGGUGUGAAUGACGGCGACCCCAGCGCUCCGCGUACUGAGAAAAGCACAGCUCACGACUGCGUGGUUCUCUCCCCUCGAAACCAGGCCUACCGCGACCCCCAGAGCAGCCAGGUCUCUCCUCAUCCUCCAGGCUCACCCAUCUCGCACGCAGCAGCAGACCUGCACCGCCCCGCCCCUACAGGCCAACCUCCCGCCACUCGCCCAGGUGGACUGACCUCUGCCACGGUGGCCUCCACAGCAGCCCCCACCCUAAUCUCCGUGGUUACUCUGGCAUAACGCCACUUUUCUGAACACUCAUUCCAAAUGCAUUGCAGCAUUUAUGAUCAAUUUUGGUGAAACAACCUCAAAAUAGAUAUUUUGUCAAUUCUUAAUGUGUACUUCUAACUGCCCAAAUCCCCCAGCUGUUGUGUGUCCAUCUGAAGUGCCUUCUCAGCUGGAAAGAGGGACAUUCAAACCCUGCUUCUCCCAUCUUAUGUUCAUCUGUUGCACAAGAUAUUAGAAGGAAUAUACUUUUCAGGAACAAAACAGCUAGAGAAUAUUUUUGUCAGAAGUUUAAAACAUGCAUUAUUAGGAACUAUUUUGCAAGCAUACGUUGUGAUUGCUGUUUACCAGUAACGGUAAAUGUGACUGUGCCCCCGCUCAGUGUUCUCCUGUCAAUGUUUAGCCGGCUUUGAACACAGAACCUCUGACCUCGGUUUAUUUGAGGCUCCUUGUUUACCGUUUGAUGGAAUCGAUGUAAAGUGGCUCAAAUGCUCUGUAUUAUAAUGAAAAUGUGUCCACCUUCAAGCUUUUAUUAUGAAAGGUCAGGUGUUGUUUCUGCAAUUUGCCUGAUGAAGACACAUUA
Gasterosteus aculeatus aculeatus (three-spined stickleback) is the source of this 4908-nucleotide messenger RNA. RefSeq names its product somatostatin-like receptor F_48D10.1 (gene sstr5). Gene Ontology annotation, biological process: neuropeptide signaling pathway; regulation of insulin secretion; cellular response to glucocorticoid stimulus. The record is from RefSeq and is a predicted model, not a curated record. Gene Ontology annotation, cellular component: plasma membrane; neuron projection. Lineage: Eukaryota; Metazoa; Chordata; Actinopteri; Perciformes; Gasterosteidae. Gene Ontology annotation, molecular function: somatostatin receptor activity; neuropeptide binding.